AUCUGACUGGCUCAGCCUAGGUUGUCCACUCCUCCUCUUCUCUGCCGGCUACUCCGGAGCUGGUGCCUACACAGUCAAGACUCCGAAGCCUAACACCCGUCUCAUUUCCAGCACCUUUCCGGGAAGCCAGCUGCACCAUGUCUGUGAGCUGUGGACCACUGGGAACAUCUCUGACUCAGGAGAUCCUCAGCUCCCUGGGUCUUGCCAACAAGACCUCAGCCUGGGGGACUCUGGGCACCCUCAGGACGUUCUUGAGCUUCAGUGUGGACAAGGAUGUACAAAGACUGCUGAAGGCUAUUGCAGGCCAGGGUGUGGACUACGAUGCCAUUGUGGAUGUACUGACCAAUCGGAGCAGAGAGCAAAGACAGCUCAUUUCUCGAGCUUUUCAAGAGCGCACCAAACAGGAUCUAUUGAAGUCCUUGCAGGCAGCGCUCUCCGGCGACUUGGAGAAAAUCGUGGUGGCUCUCCUACAGCCUGCAGCCCAAUUUGAUGCCCAGGAAUUGAGGACAGCCUUGAAGACCACUGGCUCUGCUGAGGAUGUAGCCCUGGAAAUCCUGGCCACCCGAGCUGCGCCCCGACUGCAGGCAUGCCUGGCAGUGUAUAAGCAUGACUUCCAGGCGGAUGCCGAGGAAGACAUCAGGACCGAGACCAAUGGUAUCCUGCAGGACCUGCUUCUGGCCCUGAGCAAGGGGGACCGGGAGAGCUAUUCUGGAAUCAUUGAUUACAACUUGGAAGAACAGGAUGUCCGGGCACUUCGGCAGACUGGAGAAUCCAGUACAGCAGGUCAAUGGGUUCUGCUCCUUACACAACGCAGUCCUGAACACCUCAUCCGAGUGUUUGAUCAGUACCGGAGAUGCACUGGCCAGGAACUGGAGGAUGCUAUCCGGAACUGUUUCCAUGGCGAUGCCCAGCUGGCUCUGAUCAGCCUAGCUUCCAUGUUGAGAAACACAGCACUGUACUUUGCUACCAAACUCCACCAAGCCCUUCAGGAAACUGAGCCUAAUUUCCAAGUGCUGAUGCGGAUCCUUAUCUCCCGAAGCGAGAGUGACCUUCUAAGCAUUCGGGCUGAGUUCAAGAAGAAAUUUGGGAAGUCUCUCUAUUCUUCUCUCCAGGAUGCAGUCAGAGGGGAUUGUCGUUCAGCACUACUGGCCCUGUGUAGAGCCGAAGACAUCUGAGACCUUCCUGACCCACCCUGACAAGACAUUCAAAAAAUCUGAGAUUCCCAUAUUUGGUUGAGCACAUGGAAGAACCCCAAGGAACAGCAUACACCCUGACUUCCUCUCGAGGCUGGACCUCCGAGUUUCUUUGAUAUCUUUGGAUUCCCCUCUUCUCAGACUGGUAUCUGCCAGCUCCAUUCUAGAGAGGAGUACGGGAGGUCUCCGACAGCCUCUGCCCUGCUCAAUCCCUCCUAAGGCCAGAGCAUCCCCCUGGUAGUCAAAGGCUUGGGCAGGUCACCAUCUUUUUAUGUUUCCUGGUUAAAGUCUGGGUGGAGGAGGCCAUGGAGUUGAGGUGCCUCAGCCAUUCAAAAGGAAUCCUGU
This is a messenger RNA of Mus pahari (shrew mouse), 1538 nucleotides long. RefSeq names its product annexin A9 (gene Anxa9). Gene Ontology annotation, cellular component: cytoplasm. The record is from RefSeq and is a predicted model, not a curated record. Bases 138 to 1175 code for a protein of 345 amino acids. Lineage: Eukaryota; Metazoa; Chordata; Mammalia; Rodentia; Muridae. The transcript has 13 exons. Gene Ontology annotation, molecular function: calcium ion binding; calcium-dependent phospholipid binding.